ACUCCUCCACCCACUACGCUCCACCACGCCAUCUCCACAACCCCCCAAAUUUCAUCAAACAAAAUACAUCGUGUCAUUUUUUUUCAUGGUGACAGAAAACAGCCACUAACGACCACAGGACCCUUUUCCGCAGCAAGGCACACUUUAGGCCCCCAACGACAAACAGAAUGUCACUCGUCUUCCCGCCAUCGUAUCUCGCAUCUACGAAUCGCAGAGGGCCUAAAUACUGGCCAAGUUGCGACAACCACUAAUAACUCCCUUUCUUUAUUUUCCGCCCCCCCAAGAUUUACGGCUUGA
Messenger RNA from Bipolaris zeicola 26-R-13, 297 nucleotides. RefSeq lists its product as uncharacterized. The record is from RefSeq and is a predicted model, not a curated record. The annotation marks the transcript as partial. The transcript has a single exon. Lineage: Eukaryota; Fungi; Ascomycota; Dothideomycetes; Pleosporales; Pleosporaceae.